CUAAGAAUAAUCACUGUCAACUUUAUAGUAAUUAAACUAAUUGAUGUAUUCCACUAAUUGUAAAAAGAAAUUGCAAAGAAAGAGUGAUUCAACCACCCCCACGGCCCCACUGCGUCCAUAUAAAAGGAACUAUAAUGCAGCCAAUGAACAUAUAAUCCAAACCAUUCACAAAAUGGCAAAAAUCCAAAUGAUAUUGACUUGUUUAGCAUCAUUCCUAGUCCUAUCUUUCCUUUUCACAGGGGUUUCUUGCAAUCCUCAUAAACAUCAGUGCAGUCAAACCCCCUACCCCAAACAUUGUGAGUACUAUUUGAGAGAUUAUGCAUCAGAAAAUGAAACAAAUAUCUUCGAAGUUAGCAAGAAAGUGGCCCUUGAUCAUGCCAUGAAAGCUAAAGCCUACAUCGCUUCUUUAGGCCCGAAAUGCAAGAACGGGCGUGAAAAGGCCGCAUGGGCAGAUUGCGUAGAGUUAUAUGACGAUAUGGUCGAGAGGAUCAGUACAACGAUUGAUCCUCUCACCAAGUGCACCGCGUCUGAUGAGCAAACGUGGCUCAGCGCGGCAUUGACCAACAUCGACACGUGUUUGAACGGGUUCAUAGAAUUCAACGUCAUAGACAACAUAUACCCCUUGUUGUCAAGCAACACAUCACAAUUGAUUUCCAACACAUUAGCCCUUAGCAAAUAUAACUCUACUCAUGAAGAUGCCACCACUAAUAAAGAUGGCUUCCCCACUUGGGUUAAGCCCGGAGACCGGAAGCUAUUGCAAUCGCCGUCACCGGGCGCUAGAGCGGAUAUUGUGGUGGCCGUAGAUGGUACAGGAAACUACAAGAAAGUGGGUGAAGCAGUAGCAGCAGCAGCAGCGACAAGGAGAACCGGAAGUAAGAGGAUUGUUAUACAUGUGAAGGCCGGAACGUACACAGAAAAUGUGGAAAUCGGGAAGAAGUUGAAGUAUAUCACGAUGUUUGGUGACGGAAUUGAGAGAACAAUUAUUACGGGUAGGAGAAGUGUAGGAGGUGGCUUCACCACCUUCAAAUCAGCUACUUUUGCUGCGGUGGGAGAAGGAUUUAUUUGUCGAGGAAUAAGAUUCAUAAACACCGCCGGAGCUGCAAACCACCAGGCGGUGGCGCUGCGGUCCGGCUCCGAUCACUCGGUGUUCUACCAGUGCAGUUUCGAAGGUUAUCAAGACACUCUCUACGUUCACUCUAACCGGCAGUUCUACCGGGAUUGCAAUAUCUACGGGACAGUCGACUUCAUCUUCGGUAACGCCGCCGUUGUCAUCCAGAACUCCAAUAUCUAUGCGCGCAACCCGCCUGCCGGGACCAACACGAUCACCGCCCAGGGCCGGAAGGACCCGAACCAGAACACCGGAAUAUCCAUCCACAACAGCAGAGUCGCGGGAGCUACGGGCUUGUCAGGAUCCGCGAAGACAUACCUCGGACGGCCGUGGAAGCUAUACUCACGGACGGUCUUCAUGAAGACUUCCCUGGGUAGCUUGAUUGCCCCGGAGGGGUGGUUGCCGUGGGACGGGCCGUUUGCUCUAAACACUCUCUACUACGGCGAAUAUCUCAAUUCCGGGCCGGGGGCGUCGACGAACAGGAGAGUCCGGUGGGGCGGCUAUCACGUGAUCACCUCCGCAGCUGACGCUUCCAAGUUCACCGUCAGUAGCUUCCUCGGCGGUACCUCGUGGUUGCCCACCGGCGUGCCGGUCACUCCUGGCCUGUGAAGAGCAUUAGCAGAUUUUUUCGUGCACGACAUUUCAAAUGGAACCGUAUAUUCUAUUCGUACCUCUCAAUUUAUUGUUUGUUGGUUUUAUUUAAUAUUGUCAAUUAACCAUUCUUGCACCAUGCCAAUCUUGUGUAUAUAGUAUAUACCCGUGUAUAUAACGAAAAGCAUGUAUACUAGUUACUUGUAUAGUAUUCCCAUCGAAUUGUGAACUUUAUUUUUGUAUUUUGAAAUGUCCAUAUAUCAAUGUGUAAACGUUUGAAACUUUAUCAAGAAUUAAUAAAUUCAACUUUUCGUCAA
Cuscuta epithymum is the source of this 2016-nucleotide messenger RNA. The record is from the annotation of a GenBank genome assembly. NCBI's taxonomy places the organism in Eukaryota, Viridiplantae, Streptophyta, Magnoliopsida, Solanales, Convolvulaceae.